UUCAGUGGUCCUACUGAUAACGAUAAGUCCGAUAUCGAUAGGAGUAUUGUUUUUAUUUUGUUUAAUGUAAUAUACAAUACGAAGUAAUUGUUUUGAUUUCAUGAGAAUGUACGACGCGUUGGAACGCUGCCCAGGAGCCUACUGUGGGCGAUCACCGCUAGGAAACAACAGCUGGAGCAGCUGCGGGGUCUGUCCCAGAGGAUCUCGGGUGAACCAAAGUUACGCAUGCUCUCCAUGCCGCGACGAGUUAAGCACGUACUCCUGGCUAUACCUGGGAUUCAUGACCAUGCUGCCACUUAUGAUGCACUGCUUUUUCAUUGACAUGGACGCCAAGGAUCGCAAGUUUUCGCGGAAGCAGCUGAUCUUGACGGCCAGCGCUUUCGUUGAGGUUGCCAUAUCUGCCAUCCUCGCCACCUUGCUAAUGGAGCCCAUGUGGGAGCUGCGCCUCUACGCCUGUGAUGUUCGAAAACUUACUGACUGGUACACAUUGUUUUACAACCCCAGCCCCAAUUAUGAGGCACGAGUCUACUGCACCCAGGAGGCAGUUUACCCAUUGCAAACCAUCGUGCUGGUUUUCUACUUUCUGUGCCUGGUGAACAUGUUUCUCAUACGCCCGCUAGUCAGCAAAAUUAUGGAUGUGGGGGGCAGAAGCAAGGCGCCGAUUUACUCGGCUCUUUACUUCCUGCCCCUGCUCACCUUUAUCCAUGCGUUAGGAUGUGGGUUGAUCUAUUACUCCUUUCCGUACCUUAGCGUGGCCAUAUCCAUGGUAGCCAAUGCCAUCCACUAUUCCCUCAAACUGGAUCAAACCCUAAAGGCAUUGGUUCACUCGUCGGUGUGGGAGUUAAAAAACGUGGUCAUCAUAGCUGUGCACUGGAUGUUGUUGGCCUACGGCCUCACCUCCCUGAAUUACCACUAUGCCUUUAUGUGCUUGGUGCCCUUCCCCACACUGUUCUAUAUUUUGACCGUACGUUUCACGGAUCCUGCCGAGUUCCGGGAGCUGGAGUCGAGAAUUUGAUGCGGCGACGUCCAGAUGCAAAUUUUUCACGCCCGGGGAACUCGUCGAUCGACUGUUGUUAUCUAUGUGUAGUGUACGCGUCAAUUAAUUUAUUUACAUUUAGUAUGUAGCUCAGACUCAGACCUGUUCCGAGUAUAAUUGCGGCUCUAAAAGCCGUUGAGAAACAAAUUUAGGAGCAGGUCUAUUUAGUGUUUUCGUCGCACAAGCUUAAUUCAUUCUUCGUUCUUUUCGUUUUAAUUAUAUUUCACAUUAAUUAUACACAUAUAGUAAUAUUAAAUACAAAUCAUCAGUUUCCCAUCUCU
Drosophila melanogaster (fruit fly) is the source of this 1317-nucleotide messenger RNA. RefSeq lists its product as uncharacterized. The transcript has 6 exons. Gene Ontology annotation, biological process: response to unfolded protein. The record is from RefSeq and is marked reviewed. Gene Ontology annotation, cellular component: membrane. The coding region runs from base 101 to 1015 and encodes 304 amino acids. NCBI's taxonomy places the organism in Eukaryota, Metazoa, Arthropoda, Insecta, Diptera, Drosophilidae.